CCACUCUCUUGGGAGCCCCAAAAAAUUUAAAGGAAAAAACAAAACUGGAUAUACAUUUCCAAAAUAUAAUUUAAAAAACAAAUAAAAUAAAACCUACAUACAGCAACAGUGUUUUGUGUUGUGUAGGCUCCUAUGAUGUAAGUAAUGGGCUCUGCCUGCUAGCCUGCUCCCUAAAAUAUCACUGGUAUUAGAUACCUAUUAAAAGGUAAAGGCAACCCUGACCGUUAGGUCCAGUCGCGAACGACUCUCGGGUUGCGCACUCAUCUUGUUCUAUAGGCCGAGGGAGCCGGUGUUUGUCCGCAGACAGCUUCCGGGUCAUGUGGCCUGCAUGACUAAGCCGCUUCUGGCGAACCAGAGCAGCGCACAGAAACGCCAUUUACCUUCCCACCGGAGCGGUACCUAUUUAUCUACUUGCACUUGACAUGCUUUUGAACUGCUAAGUGGGCAGGAGCUGGGACUGAACGGGAGCUCACCCUGUCGCGGGGAUUCGAACCGCCAACCUUCUGAUUGGCAAGCCCUAGGCUCUGUGGUUUAAACCAGAGCGCCAUCCGCAUCCCUAGAUACCUAUUAGGUCCAUAAAUUACCAUAUAGCAUACCGGUAUAUUCAACACACAAAAACAGCAACAAUUUGUUGUUGACAAAGGACAGCCCCAUUGCCUUCAGUAGCUUAGGGCCUCAUCAAACCAAAAUCCGGCCCUGGGGAAAUAAAUGUGAAUCCUUCACUCUGACCAAUUGUGUCACAGAUAGCUCGGUUCUGCUCCCCCUUCCAAAAAAUAAUACCUGGCUACGCCCGUGAAGGGAGGCAAGACAAUUUGCGGGGCCGCUGGAGAGGUGAACCCCUCCCCCAGCUUCCCCUUUGGCCUUGAAUGGGAGAAACUUCCACUGUCAUCCACUGCAUCUUAAGGAUAGUCAAUGAACAUUGGACGUUUUUGAGAAGCAAACCAUGGCUGCCCUACAAGUGGGGUAGUGGGGGGUGCCUACCUCAGGCAGCCAGUGUUGGCUGCUAUUGAGGGCAGUGAGAAGACCCGACAAGUGUUUAACAAGGAAUAGCAGUGAUGGGUAGAACACAAAAGUGAAUAAUAUCACUGUACUCAAACCUUAGUUUCAACUGCUAUUUCCUUACCUGGGCAGGGUCAUUGUUUAAAACUGCCAUUUUCCUUUGUGCCCCUCCAUCCCUGCUUUAUUCAAACAUCUGUCAUCUUUAAAACUGCUAUUUUCCUAUCAGUUCUCUCCAUCUCUACUUCACUUUAACUUCUGCUGUUGUUUUAAACCACUGGUUUUCCCAUGCCAGGUCAUUCAUUGGUGGGUGUACUCCACCUACCCCACUCUGAUUUCAUGCAAAUCCAGGAUUGUGCUAAGGCAAUACAAAUCCACCAAUGAGGGCUGUGUCAUAUGUCUUUUUUAUAUGUAAAGGAAGACAUUGUUUGAGAGCUCAGUGGGAAAGGUAUUGAAAGAAAGACUCGUAAUCUGAAUUUUGACUAAACUGAAAAUGUGACAUUGUUGCAUUUACUGUAUAACAAAAAUAAUUAAUAGCUGUGUGUGAUACUUUUGUAUUUUGCAGACAUUUGAUCUCGCCUUAGCUAAAAUAGCCAGAGAAUGGGGAAAGAAAUGCAUAUUUGAACAUAACCCAAUUAAUAAUAUUCAUCCUGAUCAUGCAUUUAGGCCGUUUGGAGAAACUAUGUACAGGGCACCUGCCAAAAGUAAAUCAUUUGAUCCUGCUAUUCCUAUUUCAGUAUUUCAUGCUCAAGUAUUAUACUACAACUACAGCAGCAACACAUGUGAAAUGCUAUGUAAACAUUAUCUUCAGAUUGUUUCGGCUAAUACUUAUAAAGUUGGCUGUGCUGUCAUCUUCUGUCGUAAAUCACAAGAUGGAAGGAGGAGAAGUGUGACAUUUGUGUGCAAUUAUGGCCCAUCGAUGAAAGUUGGAGUUCGACCAUAUAAACCAGGAACGUCAUGUAGUAACUGCCCAGAAGGCGACAAGUGUCACAACAGACUCUGUAGAAAUCCUAAACGUGAUGAAGUAAACAACCGCUAUUCACAAUGGAAUCCAUCCAAUGAAUUCGAGUUUAGAUGUGAUGACUUCUGCAUCGCUGUUGUACUUUUAAGGCUAUUAUUAAUGUUUGUAGCAUUUGCAGCUGUUUACGUCUUAAAACUCCGUUAUCCAGAUUUAGUUUUUAAUACUAGGGUAGGUUACUGAGCAUAUUUACAUGAAUGAUAAAGAUAUUCCUGCAUUUUAUAUUAAAGUAGAUUUGCUUUGUUGCAUUGUUUCACGUUAUUUUGUGUUUUCUCAAAUUGUAUAAAUUUACCUGUUACAUAUUAAGUAUUUUUAAACUGGAAAGAUAAAUUUAAAGUAAAAUAUAUGGUUAUCUUGAAUAUUUUGUACAAAUAAAAAUUAAGCGUAUUAAAUUGGUUGGCAUCUGUUUGUCUCAGGAGACAAUGGAGGAGUGCGCCUUUGGGGGUGAGGUCAAGCUGCUGGAAGGUUGCAUCGCCUGCUGUGGCUGUAGAGACCUAUACAGGAAAGACAAAUUUUGUUGCAGCUGGGGCAAAUUAAGGCGUUCAGUUGUGCUGCUGCAGAUGCACAUACAGUACAUUAAAGAUAAGAUAAAUACUUUAUUGUCCACCCCGUCCACUCACUCUUACCUCCAGUUCUAUUCAAUAUGUACACUAUGUGAGGGAGUAUUCUGUGGUGGCUCCCCAUCUUUGGAAUGUUGUCUCCAAGGAAGCCUGCCUGGAAACUGCAUUACUACGGUACCAUUUCAGCAACAGGGAAAAUAUUUGUUUUCCCAGGCUUUCAAAAACUGCUAGUAUCAACAUUUUAACUUAAAAGAGUUUGAUUUUACUAUUUAAAUGGGCUGUAGCUGCUUUAGUUGUUUUAUCUUUAUUAUUACCAGUUGUUAACUUGAAGGUUUUUUUAAAUAGUUUUUUAGUAGCCUACUGUUCGCAACUCUGGGGCCAUGAAUUUAUGUUGAAAGUGCAUGAUAUAAAUUAUGUAAAAAAAAUAUUCUGUAUAUAAUAUCCAUAAAAAGAUGUAAACUCCUUCCACUUAGAUAUCCUUAUAACAGCACACUUUUGGAUGUAUAUUGAGGUAGAUCAAAAAUGCUUUCUCUCUUUUAGGAACGUCUCUUUUCAAAGUCUAGUUUUAAACUUUUAAUUUAUUUGAAUGUGUUUUUCUUGGGGAGGAGUGGAGAGAGAAGAGCAUUGGCUAUCUUCUAGUCCAGGGUUUCCCAAAUGUGGGUCCCCAGCUGCUGUUGG
This is a messenger RNA of Zootoca vivipara (common lizard), 3252 nucleotides long. Its product is annotated as glioma pathogenesis-related protein 1-like. NCBI's taxonomy places the organism in Eukaryota, Metazoa, Chordata, Lepidosauria, Squamata, Lacertidae. The record is from RefSeq and is a predicted model, not a curated record.